Messenger RNA from Homo sapiens (human), 2859 nucleotides. RefSeq names its product cytochrome P450 family 2 subfamily J member 2 (gene CYP2J2). The transcript has 11 exons. NCBI's taxonomy places the organism in Eukaryota, Metazoa, Chordata, Mammalia, Primates, Hominidae. Gene Ontology annotation, cellular component: endoplasmic reticulum membrane. Gene Ontology annotation, biological process: arachidonate metabolic process. The record is from RefSeq and is a predicted model, not a curated record. Gene Ontology annotation, molecular function: hydroperoxy icosatetraenoate isomerase activity; arachidonate 5,6-epoxygenase activity; arachidonate 8,9-epoxygenase activity. Bases 1317 to 2516 code for a protein of 399 amino acids.
AACCCGCUCGGAUCCCCUUUCAUACUGUGGAAGUUUUGUUCUUUCUCUGUUUGCAAUAAAUCUUCCUGCUGCUAACUCUUUGGGUCCACACUGCCUUUAUGAGCUGUAACACCGCGAAGGUCUGCAGCUUCACUCCUGAAGCCAGCAAGACCACGAGCCCACCAGGAGGAACGAACAACUCCAGACGCACUGCCUUAAGAGCUGUUAACACUCACGGCGAAAGUCUGCAGCUUCACUCCUGAGCCAGCGAGACCACAUAACCCACCAGAAGGAAGAAACCCCGAACAUAUCCGAACAUCAGAAGGAACAAACUCCAGGUGCGCCACCUUAAGAGCUAUAACACUCACCGCGAGGGUCCGCGGCUUCAUUCUUGAAGUCAAUGAGACCAAGAACCCACCAAUUCGAGACACAUCAUGAACCUUGGUUGGAGCAGCUCGGAGAGGCACAUGCUCAUCACAAAGCUGGCACAGAAUUGCUGUCUCAGUGACCUGCAUGUGCUGGUUGGUCCCCCCUCGGGCCUUUUACACAUGUCCACCCCUCCCACAGCUCCAUCCUCUGGUGUCACUGUCCGUGGAGCCACACAAACUUCUCAUGCUCUGCAGCCAAUGGUGAUUAACGGAACUGGGAUGCCCCAUACUCUGCAAGGAACUCCCUGGAGGGAGAAAUCUUCUGGAGUAUGAGCCAGCAAUUAGCUGCCCUGUUCAGGCUGUGUGCCCACCGCCUCAUCUCUUCUCGGUGGGACUCCAGGCCCUCCAAGCGUCCUGACAGCAGGCCUCAGCCAUGAGGGUCCAGGUACUUAGCUGGAGAUCCCCGUGCACAAUUACCUGCGUCACUUUCAGUUUACCUUCCUCUUGUCUGGAAGAACAGAGAAUUCUUGCAAUAGAAGCUUUGUGAUAUCACAAAGCUGGGGACUUACUGGAAAAAUGUGAGACUCACACACCUGGCCAGGAGGAAAAAACUCAGGACUGCAGUGGACAUUUGUCCAAUUGGUGGCCAACAAUGAGCUUUGAGUAAAUUUUCUAUAUUGAAGGAGCUUCUCAUCUUAUGCAUGCCAUCUCUGCAAAUUAGAAGCUGGGACUCAAUUUUCCAGUCUCUCUUGCAACUAGGAUAUAGACAUGUGACCUGUGCUCUGGCCAUUAGUUGCAGCCUUUUGAGAUUUUCAUUCACAACAUAAAAUGCGAAAAAGCAGGCACUGACUGAAUCCAUUCCUGGAGUACUUUGUGAAGAAAUAUGGGAACCUUUUUAGCUUGGAGCUUGGUGACAUAUCUGCAGUUCUUAUUACUGGCUUGCCCUUAAUCAAAGAAGCCCUUAUCCACAUGGACCAAAACUUUGGGAACCGCCCCGUGACCCCUAUGCGAGAACAUAUCUUUAAGAAAAAUGGAUUGAUUAUGUCAAGUGGCCAGGCAUGGAAGGAGCAAAGAAGGUUCACUCUGACAGCACUAAGGAACUUUGGUUUAGGAAAGAAGAGCUUAGAGGAACGCAUUCAGGAGGAGGCCCAACACCUCACUGAAGCAAUAAAAGAGGAGAACGGACAGCCUUUUGACCCUCAUUUCAAGAUCAACAAUGCAGUUUCCAAUAUCAUUUGCUCCAUCACCUUCGGAGAACGCUUUGAGUACCAGGAUAGUUGGUUUCAGCAGCUGCUGAAGUUACUAGAUGAAGUCACAUACUUGGAGGCUUCAAAGACAUGCCAGCUCUACAAUGUCUUUCCAUGGAUAAUGAAAUUCCUGCCUGGACCCCACCAAACUCUCUUCAGCAACUGGAAAAAACUGAAAUUGUUUGUUUCUCAUAUGAUUGACAAACACAGAAAGGAUUGGAAUCCUGCAGAAACAAGAGACUUUAUUGAUGCUUACCUUAAAGAAAUGUCAAAGCACACAGGCAAUCCUACUUCAAGUUUCCAUGAAGAAAACCUCAUCUGCAGCACCCUGGACCUCUUCUUUGCCGGAACCGAGACAACUUCCACAACUCUGCGAUGGGCUCUGCUUUAUAUGGCCCUCUACCCAGAAAUCCAAGAAAAAGUACAAGCUGAGAUUGACAGAGUGAUUGGCCAGGGGCAGCAGCCGAGCACAGCCGCCCGGGAGUCCAUGCCCUACACCAAUGCUGUCAUCCAUGAGGUGCAGAGAAUGGGCAACAUCAUCCCCCUGAACGUUCCCAGGGAAGUGACAGUUGAUACCACUUUGGCUGGGUACCACCUGCCCAAGGGUACCAUGAUCCUGACCAAUUUGACGGCGCUGCACAGGGACCCCACAGAGUGGGCCACCCCUGACACAUUCAAUCCGGACCAUUUUCUGGAGAAUGGACAGUUUAAGAAAAGGGAAGCCUUUAUGCCUUUCUCAAUAGGAAAGCGGGCAUGCCUCGGAGAACAGUUGGCCAGGACUGAGCUGUUUAUUUUCUUCACUUCCCUUAUGCAAAAAUUUACCUUCAGGCCCCCAAACAAUGAGAAGCUGAGCCUGAAGUUUAGAAUGGGUAUCACCAUUUCCCCAGUCAGUCACCGCCUCUGCGCUGUUCCUCAGGUGUAAUAUUGUUAAGAAAGAAAGGGGCAAGGAAAGUAAGAAGACAUGGCACGUGUUCUGAAACCACUGGUGUCUGCUCAGAUGUGUUGGGACAAAAUGAAAGUGACUUUCAAGAAAGAUCAGAGGAAUUUGACUCAGAGAAAACUAGAUCCAAAUCCCAGCUCUACUGUCUCGUCCGAAUUAGCCUUGGGAAAAUCAUUUAUAUGCUAAAUAAUUUACCUUUUUAUCUAGGAGAUGAAAAGAGGAUAAUGUUUCCUUCCAUAAAGAAAGUUCUUGUAAGAAUCAAAAGAAAUGGUGAGCUUUAAGUGGUUUGUAAACCAUAAAACACAUCAUAAAAGUUCUAUCUAUA